Molecule: messenger RNA, 1543 nt
Organism: Branchiostoma floridae (Florida lancelet)
Lineage: Eukaryota; Metazoa; Chordata; Leptocardii; Amphioxiformes; Branchiostomatidae
Product: 26S proteasome regulatory subunit 6A-B
Exons: 10
Coding region: 66-1358 (430 amino acids)
Biological process (GO): proteasome-mediated ubiquitin-dependent protein catabolic process
Cellular component (GO): proteasome regulatory particle, base subcomplex
Molecular function (GO): ATP binding; proteasome-activating activity; ATP hydrolysis activity
Source: RefSeq, a predicted model, not a curated record
GAAAUCGCCAGACGGCGCUCGUGCACUGUGCAAGUGAUUUGAUCACGUGAUUUCAAACAAGCAAGAUGGCGGCUUCUUCGUUGGAUGACAAGGCGAUCUGGGACGACGGAGAUGAGGCGCUUGGAGAAGAAGUGAUGCGGAUGUCCACAGAUGAGAUCAUCAGCAGAACUCGGCUGCUGGAUAAUGAGAUAAAGAUUAUGAAGAGCGAGACAAUGCGGAUCUCCCACGAGCUCCAGGCGCAGAGGGAGAAAAUCAAGGAGAACACAGAGAAGAUCAAGGUCAACAAGACACUGCCUUACCUGGUGUCCAACGUUAUAGAGAUCCUGGAUGUGGAUCCCCAGGAUCAAGCCGAAGAAGACGGAGCCAACGUGGAUCUGGACUCCACCCGGAAGGGGAAGGCAGCGGUCAUCAAAACCUCCACCAGACAAACCUACUUCCUGCCAGUCAUUGGGCUGGUGGACGUGGAACAGCUCAACCCUGCUGACCUGGUGGGGGUGAACAAAGACUCGUACCUGAUCCUGGAGAAGCUUCCCGUGGAGUACGAUUCCCGCGUGAAGGCGAUGGAAGUGGACGAGAGACCGACGGAGCAGUACAGCGACAUCGGCGGGCUGGACAAACAGAUACAGGAGCUUGUAGAGGCAGUGGUUUUACCAAUGACACAUAAGGACAAGUUUGAGAACCUGGGAAUCCAGCCUCCGAAGGGUGUUCUACUGUACGGACCUCCCGGUACGGGCAAGACUCUCCUGGCCAGGGCCUGCGCAGCACAGACUAAGUCGACUUUCCUAAAGCUGGCGGGGCCGCAGCUUGUACAGAUGUUCAUCGGAGACGGCGCUAAGAUGGUCCGAGAUGCCUUUGCGCUCGCCAAGGAGAAAAGGCCCGCCAUUAUCUUCAUCGACGAACUGGACGCGAUCGGAACGAAGCGGUUCGACAGCGAGAAGGCGGGAGACCGCGAGGUCCAGCGGACGAUGUUGGAACUCCUGAACCAGAUGGACGGCUUCAGCUCGACCAUGGACAUCAAGGUGAUCGCAGCCACCAACAGAGUGGACAUCCUGGACCCUGCACUGCUCCGUUCCGGCCGGCUGGACCGUAAGAUCGAGUUCCCCAUGCCAAACGAGGAGGCGCGGGCGCGCAUCAUGCAGAUCCACUCACGCAAGAUGAAUGUCAGUCCCGAUGUAAACUUUGAGGAGCUGGCUCGCUGUACAGAUGACUUCAAUGGGGCACAACUCAAGGCUGUGUGUGUGGAAGCUGGAAUGAUUGCCCUCCGGAGAGGUGCCACAGAACUGGUCCAUGAAGACUACAUGGAUGGAAUACUGGAGGUGCAAGCCAAGAAAAAAGCCAACCUCAACUAUUACGCCUAGAAACAGAAAUAUUCUAUGUAUCUUUACAGUACACAAAGUUCCAGUUUCAGUUUUUGUUGUGAAGUUGGAAUUUUGUGAUCCAAGAGAAAUAAGCUAUGUGGGAAUACUAGUAAGCUCUUUCACACUUGCGAGUACGCAUGUGCAGCGACAGGAAUUAUGGGUAAUAUGUCAAAGGUGAAGGGCCC